Molecule: messenger RNA, 2499 nt
Organism: Bombina bombina (fire-bellied toad)
Lineage: Eukaryota; Metazoa; Chordata; Amphibia; Anura; Bombinatoridae
Product: extracellular calcium-sensing receptor-like
Exons: 6
Coding region: 1-2499 (832 amino acids)
Biological process (GO): G protein-coupled receptor signaling pathway
Cellular component (GO): membrane
Molecular function (GO): G protein-coupled receptor activity
Source: RefSeq, a predicted model, not a curated record
AUGAAAACUCAUCAUAAAAUCAACUCAAUUGAAAUGUGCUUCAAUCCUCUUCCAGAGAAAUGUGUAAGAAAUUUUAAAAAAGGAACACGUAGAGUAUUGGGGUUUAACUUUGAGAGCUUUCAGCAGCUCCAAGCUCUGAUAUUUGCUGUGGAAGAGAUCAACAAUAAUUCCAAUAUUCUCCCCAACAUCACUUUGGGAUUCCAAAUUUAUGACUCUUGUGGUGUUCUCCAGCAAGACCUGAAAGGGACUCUGCAAGUGCUGACUGGAUGGAACUGGGCCAUCCCCAAUUACCGAUGUCUACAUGAUGUUCCUCUCACUGCUAUCAUUGGUCACUCUAUUUCUACACACUCAAUUCUCCUGGCUCAUAUUUUGGGGCUCUACAGAUAUCCACAGAUAAGUCAUUUUUCAACCAGUCCCCUCCUUAGUGACCGAAGACAAUUUCCUUCCUUCUUUAGGACUGUCCCAAGUGAUUCAUUCCAGACUAUAGGACUUGCUAAACUGGUGAUACACUUUGGUUGGACUUGGCUGGGGCUAUUGGCUAUAGAUAAUGACUAUGGUCAGCAGGGAAUACAGCUGGUCAAACAAGAAAUAAUCAAGGCUGGUGCAUGUGUGGCCUUUACUGAGAACAUUCUUAUUAGUCAACCAAAUCGUAAUGCUCCAUAUAUUGUAAAAAUCAUGAAGGAGUCAAAUGUCAAAGCUAUUGUCAUCUUUUCAUCUGCUGUUGACUUGAUUCCUAUUUUUGAUGAGAUGCUGGUACAGAAUGUAACUGGAAAAACAUUGAUUGCUAGUGAAGCUUGGUCUACGUCUGAUCUUUUCUUAGAGAGGAAAUAUUCAAGUCUUCUUUCAGGCACUGUUGGAUUAGCUCUUUACAGUGGAAUAAUUACAGGUUUCGAAGAGUUUUUGGGAAGAAUCCAUCCAUCUAUGUCUCAUGGAGGAAACUGGAUGCGAGGACUCUGGGAGAAAAUCUUUAGAUGCAAAUUCUCAGAUCAGCAAAACAUUACAGACUCAUUGAAUGAUCAAAUCAAACAAUGUACUGGGAUAGAAAAUCUAGAAAAUAUCCAGAAGAUUUAUGAUAUAUUAAGCUUAAGAGUUUCUUACUAUGUCUACACUGCUGUACAUGUUGUAGGUAAAGCUAUGGACAGUUUACAAAAAUGCAUUAAAGAAAACACUAUGGGAAAGUGCCCAGAUGUUCUGAAUUUUAAACCAUGGCAGCUCUUGCACUACGUAAAAAAUGUGAAGGUUCUGCUGACCAGUGGAAAGGAGAUUUCGUUUGAUGAAAAUGGGGAUCCGCCAGCAAUGUAUGACAUUGUAAAUUGGCAGCUGAGCUCAAGUGGUAUAAUGAAGCAUGCCAAGGUGGGCAGUUAUGACACCGCAGCUCUACCAGGACAACACUUCAUUAUCAACACCAGUGCCCUGUGGUGGGCUACUGAAGACCAAAAGGUCCCUUUGUCCAUUUGCAGUCCAAACUGUCCACCAGGUUUCAGAAAAGUUGUUUUAAGAGGAGAACUUGUCUGCUGUUUCCGUUGUGUCCCCUGUCCUCAGGGUGAGAUUUCAAACCAUACAGAUGCUCUUGGCUGCAUCAAAUGUCCUGCAGACAAGUGGCCAAAUCUUCAAAAAUCUGAAUGUCUUCCAAAGACCAUUGAGUACUUGUCCUUUGAUGAUCCAUUAGGAGCAACAUUAGCUUCAACUAGCAUUAUAUCUUCCUUGGUUCCUGUUAUCAUCUUGAGACUUUUUAUCCAGUAUAAAACCAGCCCUAUAGUGAAAGCAAACAACUACUAUUUAAGCUGUCUUCUCUUAGUAUCUAUAUCUCUCUGUUUUCUCUGCACCCUUAGUUUUAUUGGGUACCCCCAAAAACAAAAUUGUCUACUACGCCAAAUAGGAUUUGGCAUGGUCUUUGCACUCUGUAUCUCUUGUAUCUUGGCCAAAACCAUUAUGGUGGUUCUUGCUUUCAUGGCCAGUAAACCUGCGAGCAACCUUAGGAAAUGCGCUAGUCCUUUUGUGUCCUACAUGGUUAUCUUUAUUUGCUCCCUUUUACAAUUCAUUAUUUGUGUAUCUUGGGUAUUUUUCUCCCCUUCAUUCCCUGAGCUGAAAAUCGAAUCCUUUUCCAGACUUAUUAUCAUUCAAUGCAAUGAGGGAUCACCAGAAGCCUUCUGGAGCAUGUUGGGGUACCUAGGUGUUCUGGCCACUGGAAGCUUUAUUGUUGCAUUUUUUGCAAGAAAACUUCCUGAUAGUUUUAAUGAAGCCAAAUGUAUCACCUUUAGUAUGUUUGCCUUUCUUUGUGUUUGGAUGUCUUUUAUAGCAGCCUAUCUUAGCUCGAGUGGGAAGAACACAGUGGUAAUGGAGGUCUUUGCCAUUUUAUUUUCUAGCUGGGCCCUAUUAAUUUGCAUGUUUGCACCAAAGUGUUUUGUCAUAUUGCUCAGACCCAACAUGAACACAAGAGGCCAUCUAAUGAGGAAAAUUAGAACUGUGACUGUCAAUACCAAAAUAAUUUAUAUAUAA